Molecule: messenger RNA, 2394 nt
Organism: Penicillium soppii
Lineage: Eukaryota; Fungi; Ascomycota; Eurotiomycetes; Eurotiales; Aspergillaceae
Product: ATP-dependent 6-phosphofructokinase
Exons: 4
Coding region: 1-2394 (797 amino acids)
Biological process (GO): canonical glycolysis; fructose 1,6-bisphosphate metabolic process; fructose 6-phosphate metabolic process
Cellular component (GO): cytoplasm; 6-phosphofructokinase complex; mitochondrion
Molecular function (GO): ATP binding; identical protein binding; monosaccharide binding
Source: RefSeq, a predicted model, not a curated record
AUGGAGCCACUCAAGAUUCCUACUCAGCCGGCUAAGAGACGCCGUAUCGGUGUUCUCACCUCCGGUGGAGAUGCCCCCGGUAUGAAUGGUGCCGUGCGGGCCGUUGUUCGCAUGGCAAUUCACUGCGAUUGUGAAGCCUACGCCAUCUUCGAAGGAUAUGAGGGUUUGGUGAAUGGUGGUAACUUGAUCCGCCAGUUGCACUGGGAGGAUGUCCGUGGAUGGUUAUCCCGCGGAGGUACUCUUAUUGGUUCUGCCCGCAGCAAGGGAUUCCGUGAGCGCGCUGGCCGUAUGAAGGCUGCGAAGAACAUGGUCCUCCGUGGUAUCGAUGCUUUGGUCGUCUGUGGUGGUGAUGGCAGUUUGACUGGUGCCGAUGUCUUCCGUGCAGAGUGGCCGAGCCUGUUGGAGGACCUCAUCGCUUCGGGCGAGCUGUCCGCAGAGCAGGUGGAACCAUACAAGGUGCUGAACAUCGUGGGACUCGUGGGUUCUAUUGACAAUGAUAUGUCCGGAACAGAUGCCACCAUCGGUUGCUAUUCAUCCCUCACCCGCAUCUGUGAUGCUGUCGACGACGUCUUCGAUACUGCGUUCUCCCACCAGCGUGGCUUCGUCAUUGAGGUCAUGGGCCGUCACUGUGGAUGGCUUGCCCUGAUGUCAGCUAUCAGUACCGGUGCUGAUUGGUUGUUCCUUCCCGAGAUGCCCCCCAAGGAAGGAUGGGAAGAUGAAAUGUGCUCUGUGAUCACCAAGAACCGUACCGAACGCGGCAAGCGCCGUACCAUUGUCAUCGUCGCCGAGGGAGCCCAGGAUCGCCAAUUGAACAAGGUUUCGAGCUCAAAGAUCAAGGAUAUUCUCACAGAUCGCUUGGAAUUGGACACCCGAGUCACUAUCCUGGGCCACACCCAACGAGGUGGCGCAGCAUGCGCCUACGACCGCUGGCUCUCCACCUUGCAGGGAGUGGAGGCCGUCCGUGCCGUGCUGGAAAUGUCACCUGAAUCACCCUCUCCGGUCAUCACUAUCCGCGAAAACAAGAUCAUGCGCACCCCGUUGAUGGAAGCAGUUCAAGCAACCAAGAACGUGGCCUCGAAGAUUGACAACAAAGAAUUUGACACUGCUAUGGAGAUGCGCGAUCCCGAGUUCAAGGAAUACUACAACGCCUAUCUGAACACGGCGAUUCCAGAGCACCCUAAGAUGACUCUUCCAGAGGGAAAGAGAAUGCGCAUUGCCAUUAUUCACGUUGGUGCCCCGGCCGGUGGUAUGAACCAAGCGACUCGUGCCGCUGUCGCAUACUCUUUGACCCGUGGCCACACCCCGCUGGCUAUUCACAACGGUUUUCCCGGACUGUGCCGCCACCACGACGACAAGCCGAUCAGCUCAGUGCGUGAGGUCACUUGGCUGGAAGCCGAUAGCUGGGUUAACGAGGGUGGUUCCGAUAUUGGAACUAACCGUAGCCUUCCAUCUGCUGACAUGGAAAACGUUGCUAAGUGCUUUGAGCUGUACAAGUUUGACGCCUUGUUUGUUGUUGGUGGCUUUGAGGCUUUCACAGCCGUCAGUGAGCUGCGCCAGGCUCGCGCGAAGUAUGACGCGUUCAAGAUCCCACUUAUUGUGCUCCCAGCUACUAUCUCCAACAACGUUCCCGGAACCGAGUACUCUCUAGGCAGCGACACCUGCCUGAACACCUUGAUUGACUUCUGUGAUGCCAUUCGUCAAUCUGCCUCUUCUUCUCGUCGUCGAGUGUUCGUCAUUGAGACCCAAGGUGGAAAGUCUGGAUACAUUGCAACUACGGCUGGUCUGGCCGUCGGUGCCGUGGCAGUCUACAUCCCAGAAGAGGGUGUGGAUAUCAAGAUGAUCUCGCGCGAUAUUGAUUUCCUCCGCGACAACUUCAUUCGCGACAAAGGAGCUAACCGUGCCGGCAAGAUCAUCCUACGCAACGAGUGUGCCUCAGGCACAUACACCACCCAAUUCAUCGCUGAUAUGAUCAAGGAGGAAGCCAAGGGUCGAUUCGAGUCUCGUGCGGCCGUUCCGGGACACUUCCAGCAAGGUGGAAAGCCAUCGCCUAUGGAUCGUGUGCGUGCCCUGCGUAUGGCCAUUAGGUGUAUGGAGCACAUCGAAGGAUACGUUGGCAAAAGCCGUGACGAUAUCGCUGCGGAUCCCUUGUCAUCCGCCGUGAUUGGUGUAAAGGGAUCCCAGGUGCUGUUCUCGCCUAUGGGAGGCGACUCCGGACUCGAGGCGACCGAAACUGAUUGGGCUCGCCGUCGUCCCAAGUCCGAGUUCUGGCUCGACUUGCAGAACGUUGUCAAUGUUCUGUCGGGCCGCUCCCAUGCUACUACUAAUGAGACCUGGUCUUGCUACGAGAAUCCUGCUACCUUCCGAUCCAUACCCUCGGUUCCCAGCUCCCCUUGA